Chaetomium globosum CBS 148.51 is the source of this 1743-nucleotide messenger RNA. RefSeq lists its product as uncharacterized. The coding region runs from base 1 to 1743 and encodes 580 amino acids. The transcript has 2 exons. NCBI's taxonomy places the organism in Eukaryota, Fungi, Ascomycota, Sordariomycetes, Sordariales, Chaetomiaceae. The record is from RefSeq and is a predicted model, not a curated record.
AUGGCGCUGCAGGCUGCGUACAAGCGGUUUUUAGCUUCGCCAAACACAUCGGCCCUCGCCGACGACGCGUCGCUGCACUACGUCACGACCACGUCAAGCUUUACCAGUGCGACCGAAAUCAUCAAGCACCUGUCCUCUGUGCGCAACAAGAUCAAGAAGAAGAAGGAGGACACCCUCUUCGCUGUUGAGAGCCAGCAGGCCCUCGCGCUCGAAGCCGAGACCACUUUGGAGUUCGUUACCAGCGGGGGGCCCUACCUCCCCGGCCUGGACGACAACUUCCUGGCCGACCGCACCGUUCAUAUCGUCGUUACCCACAUCGUAACGUUCAAUGACGACGGCAAAAUCGCACAAAUUCGACAGAACUGGGACCAAGGCGCGCUCUUGAAGCAGAUCGAGGUCAUUGGGAGGUCCGGUGCGAAUUGGCCCAUCCGCGAUGGUAAGGACCAGAUCAGCCUCAUCGCAAAAUGCGCUAAGGGCCACGGCGCUGCUGCACUCCCCGCCGAGGCACUUCCUACGCGCUCUCGCGGUAGUUCGACCAACGCUAUGCGCGACCCCCAUGCGUCCCUAGACUUGUUCGCGCCGCGCGAGGAGCUGGAGAACAACCCUGUCGGGAUUGUCUCGCCCUACGCAGGCCGGAGACCUCGCCAGCGGUCCUUCACCGAGAUCCUGGGCGACGAACCCGUCGACGAGCCCGGCUCUCCCAGCAACGGCCGCGAGCGCUCGCAAUCCCCUAGCAAGGUGAUUGCACCCAAGGUCGGCGCUGGGAAGAAUUUCCAACCGAUGCGCCUCUUCGAUACCGACGAGAACGACACUGCCGGCGAUUCCCACGAGCGGACCCCGUCAGCUGGUCGUAUCCUGCGUCCGGACCCCAAGAAAUACCAACACUUCGACUUUGACGACGGCUCUGAGUCGCAAGAUGUGCCCACACCAAAGGCCGUCCCCGACAACAGGAAGAGCAAGCAUAGCAGCAAUUGGUCGUUUGACGAUUUUGUGACGCCGCAGAAGCCCGUUGCCUCUCGUGGCAUGAACCGUGCUCGUGACGUCCGCCACUGGGGCGCCGAUAACGAGGUGCUUGAGAAUACCCCCGCUCCCCAUCCCCAGGUCAUCAAGCCGCGUCGCGACGCAGACGCUCACUUUGAGUUGAUCGACGACGGCCCGGCGCGCGAUGAGCCAAGCGAUGCCAAACGGCUGCCCCGCGGCGCAAUGCACAGUGAGGGGGAGCACCUGUACGACAACCGGCUGCACCACGAAGACGGCACCAUCCCUUCCCCUGGCCCUGCUCCGCUCGGCAACAUCACCAACCUCAAGGACCGGAACAAGGACUUUGAACCCCAUUUCAAUAUGACGGACGAGUCACCGCAUCACAAGGGUACCAACGAGCCCCCCAAGGUGUCCGAGGACCGCCAGAAGGCGGUUCGCAUGAUGGAGAGCAGCUGGUCCAACUAUGACGUGUCGCCCGUGUCGCGCAAGGAGAACGACAAGCCCGCCACUCGACAAGUGCCCAAGGAGCGGGGUAUCGUGAUUGCUGGCAAUGGCAUGGGCAGCAGGAAGGACAACUCCAACACCCAGCAAGCGCCCAAGGAGCGUGGUAUUGUGAUUGCUGGUAAUGGCAUGGGCGGCAGGAAGGGCACCGGGGCCGGCUGGCUCCACGGCGAGGACGAUGACGACGAGCCUGCGCCGACUAACAAGAAGGGCGGCCGCGGACCACCGACCAGGUCGGCGGAUAACUUUUGGGACUUCUAA